Molecule: messenger RNA, 2804 nt
Organism: Acomys russatus (golden spiny mouse)
Lineage: Eukaryota; Metazoa; Chordata; Mammalia; Rodentia; Muridae
Product: kinesin-like protein KIF1C
Exons: 14
Coding region: 1-2529 (842 amino acids)
Biological process (GO): microtubule-based movement; regulation of protein localization
Cellular component (GO): adherens junction
Molecular function (GO): cell adhesion molecule binding; microtubule motor activity; microtubule binding
Source: RefSeq, a predicted model, not a curated record
AUGUUGGAAAGGCCAAACCUGGAUGACAGCAGCAGCAGCAGGGACCAAGUGCACGUGGCACACUCCUGGGAAGUCAGCGCCCAGCUCUGCAGCGAGCACAGCUGCUGCUGGAUCUCUUCUGCCCGUGCCCAGUGCUCACCCAUAGCUUUCCUGUCCUCUCCGUUCACAGGUGGAAACUCACGCACAGCCAUGAUUGCAGCCUUGAGCCCUGCUGACAUAAAUUAUGAGGAGACGCUCAGCACGCUCAGGUAUGCAGACCGCACCAAGCAGAUCCGAUGCAACGCCAUCAUCAACGAGGACCCCAAUGCCCGGCUUAUCCGAGAGCUGCAGGAGGAGGUGGCCCGCUUGCGGGAGCUGCUGAUGGCUCAGGGACUCUCCGCCUCUGCCCUAGGAGGUAGGGAAGUGGAAGAGGGGAGUCCUGGAGGGGCUCUGCCUGCUGUGUCUGUGUCUGCCCCAGCUUCACCCUCAUCUCCUCCUCCACAUAAUGGGGAGCUGGAGCCCUCAUUCUCCCCCAGUGCUGAGCCCCAGAUUGGGCCUGAGGAGGCCAUGGAGAGGCUGCAGGAGACAGAGAAGAUUAUAGCGGAGCUGAAUGAGACCUGGGAGGAGAAGCUCCGGAAGACAGAAGCCCUGAGAAUGGAGAGAGAGGCACUGCUGGCCGAGAUGGGCGUGGCUGUCCGGGAGGAUGGCGGUACCGUGGGUGUCUUCUCUCCAAAAAAGACUCCACACCUGGUAAAUCUGAAUGAGGACCCCUUAAUGUCUGAAUGUCUUCUCUAUCACAUCAAAGAUGGUGUCACCAGGGUUGGCCAGGUGGAUGUGGACAUCAAGUUGACUGGACAGUUCAUCCAGGAACAACACUGUCUCUUCCGCAGCAUCCCCCAGCCUGAUGGAGAAGUGGUGGUCACACUGGAGCCUUGUGGAGGAGCUGAGACCUAUGUCAAUGGAAAGCUCGUGACAGAGCCACUGGUGCUGAAGUCAGGAAACAGGAUCGUGAUGGGCAAGAACCACGUGUUCCGCUUCAAUCACCCGGAGCAGGCUCGGCAGGAGCGAGAGCGCGGGGUGCCCCCACCCCCAGGGCCUCCCUCGGAGCCGGUGGACUGGAACUUCGCUCAGAAGGAGCUGCUGGAGCAGCAAGGCAUAGACAUCAAGCUGGAGAUGGAGAAGAGGCUGCAGGACUUGGAGAACCAGUACCGGAAAGAGAAGGAAGAGGCUGACCUUCUGUUGGAGCAGCAGCGGCUGUAUGCAGACUCUGACAGCGGGGAGGACUCCGACAAGCGCUCCUGUGAGGAAAGCUGGCGGCUGAUUUCCUCCUUGCGAGAGCAGCUGCCCCCUACCACAGUCCAGACCAUUGUCAAGCGCUGUGGCCUGCCCAGCAGUGGCAAGCGCAGGGCCCCUCGCAGAGUUUAUCAGAUCCCUCAGCGGCGGCGGCUGCAAGGCAAAGACCCCCGAUGGACCACCAUGGCUGACCUGAAGAUGCAAGCCGUCAAGGAGAUAUGUUAUGAGGUGGCUCUGGCUGACUUCCGUCAUGGCCGAGCAGAAAUUGAGGCCCUGGCUGCUCUCAAGAUGAGGGAGCUGUGCCGAACCUACGGCAAGCCAGAGGGCCCUGGAGAUGCCUGGAGAGCUGUGGCCAGGGAUGUCUGGGAUACUGUGGGUGAAGAGGAAGGAGGCGGUGGUGGCGGCGGUGGCGGUGAGGAAGGAGCCCGAGGGGCAGAGGUGGAGGACCUGCGAGCUCACAUUGACAAGCUGACAGGAAUUCUUCAGGAAGUGAAGCUGCAGAACAGUAGCAAGGACCGAGAGCUGCAGGCACUGCGGGACCGGAUGCUCCGCAUGGAGAGGGUCAUCCCCCUGACCCAGGAUCUUGAGGAUGAUAACGAAGAAUCUGGUAUGGUCACCUGGGCCCCACCCGAGGGGUCAGAGGCAGUGGAGGAGGCCGUGCGCAGUGACCACUCAGCAGCUGUCCGGCCCUCCUCGCCACCCCUGUCCAGCUGGGAGCGGGUGUCCAGGCUGAUGGAAGAAGACCCUGCCUUCCGCCGCGGCCGCCUUCGCUGGCUCAAGCAGGAGCAGCUGCGGCUGCAGGCGCUGCAGGGCUCUGGGGGCCGGGGCGGGGGGCUGCGCAGGCCUCCAGCCCGCUUCGUGCCGCCCCACGACUGCAAGCUGCGCUUCCCCUUCAAGAGCAAUCCUCAGCACAGGGAGUCCUGGCCCGGGGUGGGGGGUGGAGAGGCCCCAGCCCCCCAACCCCCUGAAGAGGCCACUGCCCCGCCGGCUCCCCCUGCCCGCAGGCCUCCAAGCCCCCGAAGGCCCCACCGUCCUCGCAGGAACUCCCUGGAUGGAGGGAGCCGGUCUCGGGGAGGGGGUUCGACACAACCGGAACCCCAGCACUUCCAAUCGAAAAAGCACAACUAUUAUCCCCAGCAACCCCAGCCUUACCCACCGCAGCGGCCAGGGCCCCGCUACCCACCGUACACCACCCCUCCACGCAUGAGACGGCAACGCUCGGCCCCUGACCUCAAAGAGAGCGGGGCCGCCGUGUGAGUCCCACAUGCAGGGCAGACACAGGGCCUGGGGGGCCCUGGCUAGGAGGAAGGUGCCUGACAUGCUGCUUCCCCAAGAAGCCCUGGGGCGGAGAGGCCAGAGAGCAAGAGACAGAAGGUCCGAGUAGGUGACAGAAGAUGCCGAGAGUGAGCUGGAGGCUGAGGGAAGGAAGAGGGCGUGGAGUUGCCUGGAGCAAACCAAAGUCAAGGAGAGCCACAGGAAGUUGCCUUGGGGCCACCCGUUGCAGGGGGGAGUCCCACAAACGCUGCUAUGGG